Molecule: messenger RNA, 643 nt
Organism: Meloidogyne enterolobii
Lineage: Eukaryota; Metazoa; Nematoda; Chromadorea; Rhabditida; Meloidogynidae
Source: the annotation of a GenBank genome assembly
UAUGAAUUUAAUUAGUGAAAAGCUUUUUGAACAUGACAGAAAUUUAAGUGAAUAUUUUGCAAAAAUUGGAUCAAAUGAAAUUGGGAGAAAGUUAAAAUUAGAUAAAAUUUGUCAAAUUUUGGAAUGGAUUAUGCAUGGAAUUCCGUGGAUUUUAGGUGUUUUUAUUCUAAUCAUUUUGGCUCAUUAUGUUAAUUGGUCUAAUACAGAAAUUGAUUUUUUAAAUUUAUUGGCUAUUGCUUUAUUUUUUGAUUUGGCUUUGGUGGGGAUAUUGAAAAUAAUAUUUAGACGAGACAGGCCUAAAUAUAAUAAAGGAAAGAUAAUUCUUGGUGCUCCAAUUAUUGAUGAUUUUUCUUUUCCUUCUGGACAUACUUCCCGAACUAUAAUGCUUGUCAUUAUUUUUAUUUGUGUUAAACCAAACGAAGUAUUUAAAUAUAAUAAUUAUUUAAAUUAUUUAUUUAUUCUUUUUUCUUCAAUUUUGUUAUUUUCGCGUGUAUUGAGUGGAAGACAUUUCUUUUCUGAUGUUAUUGCUGGUUCUUUACUUGGUAUUUUAGAGGCUAUUAUUAUUUAUUUAUUUCAAAAAGAAUUACAAAAUAAUAUUAAAUUAGAUAAAUUAAUUAAUUAUUUUUAUUCAUUUUUAAUAUAA